CACCUGCAGCUCCAAACCCUUUACAGAUCACAACUUCGUACUUGUACAGCCUGGGCGGCGGCCGGAUGUGCCAAUGCUGCUCCUCAAUUCAGUUCUCGUCACCUCGCUGCGGGUCUCGCUGCCGGGGUAUACACCUUUUGGGAAGAUAGCAAACUCGAACUGAACAUGGCCCCUGUCUGCAAGCCUCGCUAUAGGCACGUGCGGUCCACCCACCAAGACGGAAGGCAUCGUGCAGAGAUGCCGGUGCUAGGCCUUGAUCCCGCCCCGGCUUGGAGCACUGCAUCGAACUCUCGCGAACUCUCCCCCGUCGACGCUAGACGCUAG
Molecule: messenger RNA, 324 nt
Organism: Colletotrichum abscissum
Lineage: Eukaryota; Fungi; Ascomycota; Sordariomycetes; Glomerellales; Glomerellaceae
Exons: 1
Source: RefSeq, a predicted model, not a curated record